GCUGUCAGUGUUGUCAAAUUGUCAUGUCCAUAUCCAUAUCCAUUUAUUUCUAAUUUUUUUAUUUUUGCGGCUUCUUGCCCUUCUUGGAGUCUUGACUUGAACUUUUUUUUAUCAAAUUCAAAUAAUCAUGACCAGAGAAAACAGCGAGCUGGGCAAUAUCACUCCACACAACAUCAAGCAAUUGAAACGCUUGAAUAGUGUUGUAUUUCCAGUCUCAUAUAAUGACAAAUUCUACAAAGAUGUAUUAGAAGCUGGAGAAUUGGCAAAGUUAGCUUAUUACAAUGACAUUGUAGUUGGGGCAGUCUGUUGCCGAAUAGACACAUCUGAGAAGUCUAGGAGAUUAUACAUAAUGACUCUUGGAUGUUUGUACCCCUAUAGAAGAUUGGGUAUUGGCACAAUGAUGGUACAGCAUGUAUUGAGCUAUGUUGAACAGGAUGGUAACUUUGAUAGUAUAUUCUUGCAUGUUCAAGUGAAUAAUGAAGGGGCCAUUGACUUCUAUAAGAAAUUUGGGUUUGAAAUUGUUGAAACAAAGGAGCACUAUUACAAAAGAAUAGAACCAGCCGAUGCACACGUUUUGCAGAAGACUUUGAGGAACAAGGGACAAACUAAUGGUAUUAUUGAAUGAUGUAUUGUAUUGAAUUUGAAUGAAAAUUGCUAUAAUUUAUUUGUUGUAGUAUUUUUACCACUUUUGUUAAUUUAGUUUUAUUUCUUUUGUAUAUAAAUAAUAAACCAAGUGUUGAUCU
Molecule: messenger RNA, 743 nt
Organism: Phaedon cochleariae (mustard beetle)
Lineage: Eukaryota; Metazoa; Arthropoda; Insecta; Coleoptera; Chrysomelidae
Source: the annotation of a GenBank genome assembly